AUGUCCAUAGACACAAAAGAAUUAACCUAUAUCAAUUUUGAUUGUAAUUGGCAAUGUUGUUAUCAACAAACGACUGAUCAUGUCGAUAAUUUUAUUAAUAUUUUGUUUUCAAAUAAUUCCGAUGUUAAUCAUCUAUGGUCAUCAGUACGAUUACCACAUAUUAUUGAAUCUUGUACAACACAUGAUAAUUGUGAUAUUCAUGGUUCACAUGAUUGGUGGUAUCGAAAAGAAUUCGAUUGGAUAUUAUCCGAUCAACAACAAAAACAUCAAGUUUAUCUUUUAUUUGAAUCGAAUUUAACUAAAUUAAAUAUUAAUGCGACAAUAUGGUUUAAUGGAGAAAAAAUUAUUUCAAAUUCAUCAUUAUUACAACAAAAUUCAAUUGAUUUAACAGAUAAAUUAUUACGUUAUACAGAGACAACAGAGAAAAAUAAACAUAACAAUGUUUUAAUUGUCCAUUGUAUAGAUUCAAGUCUUUCUCUUCAUGCUCGUCUUAUUAUACAUGGUACAGUAAUAUGGGCUACAGGACAAGUCAAAACAAAUGAUGAUUCAAGUUUAAAAAUCGAAAAAGAUACUCUUGAUUAUGCAGUACGUGCUAAUGAUGCAGAUCAACGUAUCGGUGUUGUAUUUAAUCAAUCAGAAACUGAUUUAGAAUCUUCAUCAUUAACAGAACUUCCUGUCGAACCAAUCAGUGAUGAAACAGAAAUCGAAGAGAAUUCAAAAGAUAUAUCAAUACCUCGUCUUAAUAUUGUUAUACUUAUUGUUGGAACGCGUGGUGAUGUUCAACCUUUUAUUGCUCUUGGUAAAGCACUUCUUGAAUAUGGUCAUCGUGUUCGAUUAGCUACACAUGAAACAUUUCGAUCAUUUGUUCGUGAUAAUGGUUUAGAAUUUUAUCCAUUAGCUGGUGAUCCGGCUGAUUUAAUGUCAUUUAUGGUAAAGAAUGCAGGUAUUAUUCCAUCGAUGAGUAGUAUUGUUGCAGGUGAUAUAGCGAAAAAACGACGUAUUCUUGCUGAAAUUCUUGCAUCAACAUGGCUUGCAUGUACAGCUAAUGAUGAUGAAACAUCAAUUCCAUUUACAGCUGAAGCUAUUAUUGCUAAUCCACCAUCAUUUGGUCAUAUACAUUGUGCGGAAAAAUUACAAAUACCUUUACAUAUUAUGUUUACUAUGCCUUGGACACCUACAAGUGCUUUCCCACAUCCAUUAUGUAAUAUUGAUAGUUCAAGAGGACCGACAGGAAAAAUUAAUUUCUAUUCAUAUUCUGUUGUUGAAAUGCUUACAUGGUCAGGUAUGCGUGGUAUUGUUAAUAGUUUUCGUAAGAAAAUUUUAGGUCUAUCUCCAUUACAUGCACAACAAGCUACAAAUGCACUUAUUGAUGAACGUGUUCCACAUACAUAUUGUUGGUCACCAUCGCUUGUUGCAAGACCAUCCGAUUGGGAAUCACAUAUUGAUGUUUCAGGUUUUUUCUUUCUUGAUCUUGGUAAUACGUUUACCAAUCCACCACAAGAUUUACUUGAUUUUCUUGGUAUUAAUAAUGAUGAUUCUAAUGAUCCGAAAUUACCAUUACCGAUUUAUAUUGGAUUUGGUUCGAUUACAGGACAUGAUUCUUGUCGUCUUCUUGAAGUUAUUAAAGAUGCUCUUAAUAGAACUGGAAAUCGAGCUGUAUUAUCUGGUUUUGAAACAGAAACGGAUAGUUUACCUGAUAAUAUUUUUAAAAUUGGCAAUGUACCACAUGAUUGGCUUUUUCAGCAUGUAUCGGCUGUAUGUCAUCAUGGUGGAGCAGGUACAACAGCAGCUGGUUUACGUGCUGGUAAACCAACAAUAAUCGUACCUUUUUUUUGUGGUGCUGGUCCUCGUCCAUUACCUGGAAAAUCAGUAACAGCUGCUGAAUUAGCUGAAGCUUUUCAGUUUGUUCAUUUACCAACAACACGAGAAGCUGCCGAACAUAUUCGUCAAACUAUGGAAAAAGAAGAUGGAUGUCAAGCAGCUGUUCGUGCAUUUCAUUCUAAUCUUCCUAUAAAUCGUAUGCGUAGCGAUCUUCAAUCAACAUUUACUGCUUGUUAUUGUAUAGAUAAUUUAAAUCUUCAAAUAUCACGACCUGUUGCACAUGCCCUUGUUGCAGCAGGUGCUAUAGAUGUAUCACAACUUCGUUCUCAUUAUAUUCGAAGAUGGCAAUUUAAACAUGAGCAUAAACGUCAUAGAUCAAGUAAUAAUACUUCUGAAAAUAUCACAAAACCACGUUCACAUACAAUGAUUGAUAAUGAUAUGGGAUCAAGAUUAAGGAGUAGUACUAUCAGUAAUAAUAAUUCUACGACGAAUACACAUGAUGAUGCGAGUAUUAUUAAUAGCUUUCACGAGAAUGGAGACGAUUCAUCGAUGUUAUCUUCGUCAGUAUAUAGUAAUAUGACUAAUGGAUCUGAUGGUUUCUCUUCAUUAAAUGAUACUCACAGUGAACUAAAUGCAAAGCAUGAACCAAGUGAAAAUCAUUCGAAAACAAGAUUUAAAACAUCUGUAUAUUCAGUAUAUCGUAAUCGAAAACUUAGUCUCAUUAAUUAUCUAAAACGAUCAAGAAUUGGUCAUCAACAACCAAGUGAAAAUAGUAUUACAGCUGAUGCAUUGAUUGCUACUACUGAAUAUGCAAUGCAACCUGUAGUUUGUUCACUUUUCGCUCCGAUGCCACAAGCAAAAGUCGAAACAUCUGAAAUAGAUGAAACAAAUUCUAAACCUAAAAUAUCUGAUAUUGUACCAGCAACAUCAUUGAUCAUACCUAAUGGAGAAGAACAUGAAGAUGAUGAUGAUGAUGAUGAAAUUUCAUCUAAUAUUAAAAUUGCAGCAGAAGUCUCUGGUUUUCAUCCAAAAAUAUGUCAACAGAUUAUUCAAGAAUUUGAACAAAUUAAAACAAAACAAACUAAAGUAUUAACGAAUUCAUUCGAUUCAAAACAACAUCAUAAGCAUUUGCUUCAUCUUCAACGACAACGAAGUCAUUCGCUUUCUAAUAUAAAUUAA
This is a messenger RNA of Adineta steineri, 3000 nucleotides long. NCBI's taxonomy places the organism in Eukaryota, Metazoa, Rotifera, Eurotatoria, Adinetida, Adinetidae. The record is from the annotation of a GenBank genome assembly.